Messenger RNA from Punica granatum (pomegranate), 1766 nucleotides. The record is from RefSeq and is a predicted model, not a curated record. NCBI's taxonomy places the organism in Eukaryota, Viridiplantae, Streptophyta, Magnoliopsida, Myrtales, Lythraceae.
GCUUAACAGUUUAGAAUGGGGAGUAGCACAUGCAAAUAUAGAAGGUGCGUACAUAUUGUGAUUGCAUGCAAAAGACUCUUUUCAUGUUCCCUGUCCCUCUCCCGCUCACCAGGAGAGAACGGCAGCUGCGAUUUCACUCUCCAUCUCCUUCUUUUGCUUCUUCUUCAUCGUCUUCUCCUCCUUCAUAUACUCUGCUUCUUGUUCUUCUUGUUCUUAUUCUUCUUCUCCUCUGAUGUCUCUGCAGGUGGAGAGCAGUUGGUGGAGGACCCACCUGAAAUGGAGGACACUGUACGUUCUGUUUCUUGGUCAGGUCGUCUCCUUCGACUUGGCCAUGGCGAGCUUCACCUCCUCCCUGCUGGCCGACCUCGGCGUCGAUGCGCCUCUCACUCAGAUGUUCUUCCCCUACGUGCUCCUGGCUCUUGUCUAUGGCAGCAUAUUGCUUUACAGACGACGCAAACUGUUGGUUCCUUGGUAUUGGUAUCUCCUCUUGGGGUUCAUCGAUGUUCAAGCCAAUUAUCUCGUGCAGUUAAUGAAGCGUACCAGUUCUCUUCGAUCACCAGCGUCACUUUGCUCGACUGCUGGACAAUAGCGUGGGUGAUAAUAUUGACGUGGUUCCUACUUGGAACCCAUUACUCUAUCUGGCAGUUGAUUGGGGCAGCCAUCUCCGUACUCGGCUUGGGCUUAGUGAUGCUGUCCGAUGCCGGUGCUGCUGGAGGAGGCGGCUCGAGACCAGUUCUGGGAGAUGUGCUUGUCAUCGCAGGAACGGUUUUCAUCGCCAUGAGCAAUGUUGGACAGGAAUUUUGUGUAAAAAAGAAGGAUCUCGUAGAAGUUCUCACCAUGCUCCCUUUGUUCGGAGUUAUAGUGAGUGUGGUCCAGAUAUCUAUUCUGGAGAGGACAACUCUCGAGUCUCUCCAAUUGACAACAGAUCGAAUCUUAGCGUUUGCUGGUUUUGCUGUGUCCAUCUUCGUGUUCUACUCCGUUACAGAAUUUGUUCUGAGGAUGAGUGGGGCUGCGUUGUUCAAUCUCUCCCUGCUCACAUCUGAUAUGUGGGCAGUCGUUAUCCGCAUCUUUUUCUACCGUCAAGAGGUUGAUUGGCUAUACUAUCUAGCUUUCUCAAUCGUGAUAAUUGGACUGGUUGUGUACUCUGUCACGUGCGUUCCACACCUCGCAUGCUUGCUCUCUUGGAUGUUUGCUUUGAGUUACAUGGAAAAUGUUAGACUGCCCGUUAACAUGGGGAAGGAUCCCGGAACUGUGCCAUCUAUCGAGAAUGGGAUCUCCACGGACUACCACUUACUCAAUGAUGAAAGUAUAGCUCCGAGAGCCGAGGAUUCCGAAUUGUGAGCAGCUUCUUGUACGUCUACUGGAUGUUCAAUAAAACAAUUAUGAUGAGAUGCAGUUUAAAUAUAUUCUGCAGCGAUUCAUCCAGGCCUGUCUCAUGACAACAAUGGCGAGAUCUGCUGGAUGAUUAUUUUUCCUGUUAAUUUACCCGGUUACUCCAAAGCAUCUGCCACUUAGUUGAACAAUUUGCAGUACUCUCCAUCAUCAGGGGUUCUCCUAGACGUGCACUAUAUAAGCAAAGAAUCAUUUGGUCGGAAGAUGCCGUUAUGUUGACAGAAUUUCUCAUAGACGAUAUACGAGAAUUAUGAUAACAUGAGUGUGUGGGAUUCGCGCUUUCAAGAAUGUGUUACUGAAGAGAAAUCGCAUCUAGAGCUUGACCAUCACUGUGUAAUGACAAUUACCUCUGCUGGUCUUUUUCUUUCUCGUCA